Messenger RNA from Sycon ciliatum, 2512 nucleotides. RefSeq lists its product as uncharacterized. NCBI's taxonomy places the organism in Eukaryota, Metazoa, Porifera, Calcarea, Leucosolenida, Sycettidae. The record is from RefSeq and is a predicted model, not a curated record. The transcript has a single exon. Gene Ontology annotation, molecular function: GTP binding. The coding region runs from base 189 to 2129 and encodes 646 amino acids.
UGAGAGGCAAGGAUGCAGUUGGCACUACGCUUCUUCAACAUCAAAAGUAUUGGUCGUCGUGUUUGCUUCAAAGAUCAAACAUGUACAUGACUUUUGUACUGUGCUUGUGCAUGUGAAAAUAGACGAGGAAAAACUAGGAGCUCUCAGUCCUCGCACUCGGAUGGGGCGAAAGCAAUAAGUCUAGCGCCAUGAGGACGAACAGUGCAAACUGCUGUGAACGUCGAACAAAAGGCCGGACGUUGUCGCUAACCGGCGCAAUGUUCCAAUCUCCAGGCAGUGCCACACCGAAUCCGUUCCCUUGUGCAGCGACGUUGUUGUUCUUUUCCGCCUUUUUUGGUAUUGUUCGACACAGUGAGAAAGUGAGGGUGACUCAUACCCUGAAGAUCUUGUCGGACUUGCUGCUGCUGCCGGAAAAGACCAUGUUACCUGGUCAUCUGAAAGCUAGAAGAGGUAUACAGCGGAAAGGCGUGCAACUGCCCUUCUUCGCCCAGCCGACUGAGGACCAAACGAGCAAGUUCCUCCAGCAGGCCCUUCGCUCGAAAGCCAGUCGCUGGCAGCUGCGCAAUGCCAUUCGAGUACUGUGUCGGACGCGGCUGAAAGGUCGACAGGCCAAGUUCAAAUUCAUGGUCAUCGGCAAGACAGGCGAGGGAAAGUCAACACUGAUCAACAGCCUGGUCGGCCAGAACGUGAGGCGAACGAGCCAGGUGAAGUCAUGUACCGAUCGCCUGGGUCUCGUUCAGCCUAUUCGAGUGAAUGGCGUGGAGGUGAGCAUUUAUGACACACAGGGCGUGCAGGAUGGGGUCGUGUCCGACGAAACAGUGUUCAAAAGCAUUCGUGGCAAGUCCAUACAUUUGAUGGUGGUGUGUGUCUCGCUGAACGGACGGGCCGAACUGAAGGACUGCCAGACAACAAUUGCAACCAUCACGCGAGAGCUGGGCAUUCAGAUUUGGGAGAGAGCAGUGGUGGCCUUGACCCAGGCCAAUCGAGUAGCCACCGCUCUACAGGUGGAGCAGAAGUAUGGCAUACACCGGGAAAGCUACCGCGACAUCGUUGCCGAGUUCCAGAGAGUAAUCCGCAGCUACAUCCGCACCUCUCCGGACAUGGACAGCCGGUACGUGAGCGCGGAGACCUUGGGUCACGUACCGUUCCUGACCACCGGUCUCUACGUGGAUGGUUAUGAGUCGCUGAGAGAGCUGCCAGACACACCAGACUGGAUCAGUCGUUUCUGGCUCGGUUGCUUGCACCGCUGCACGAGGGACACCAAGCACGCCUUCCUGCUGAUGAAGGGACAGAACCUGCGCGUUCAGUACGUGCAGCCCGAUCACAAGCCAAUUGACCUUCCUGAUGCAGUUGCUGAUAUGUACGUAAGCGAGCCGCGGACCGAUCCCGGAAGCCUGGGAAAUCCCCUACUGGCUGCAACGCAUCCUGGCAUCCGUACAGCUGCUGCUGAUGUGUACGCAAGCGAGCUCCAGAAGGAUCCCGGAAGCCUGGGAAAUCCCCUACUGGCUGCAACACGCCCAAACAUCCAUACAGCUGCUGCUGAUGUGUAUGCAGGCGAGCUCCAGAAGGAUCCCGGAAGCCUGGGAAAUCCCCUACUGGCUGCAACACGCCCAAGCAUCCAUACAGAAGUUGCGGAUGUGUACGCAAGCGAGCCCCAGAAGGAUCCCGGAAGCCUGGGAAAUCCCCUACUGGCUGCAACGCAUCCAGGCAUCCACACAUCACUUGCUCCAGUCAAGGAGGUGGACUCCAUUGCUAUGCUGAAGCGAAAGCUAAGCUUUGACGACCAGUUUAGAUCUCCUAUGAACAGUGGUGGACCAUCGGCAACAGCUGUAGCUGCGGGAUAUGCCCACAACAAGCACGAUGACCCCUUCGUAUUCUUGGAUAGUAAGCUUGUUGGUGACGUGGCAAGCGUCAUUCCACUCGAGGAAGCGGCGGUCCAGAAUCGAGCAGAACUAUCUAAAGUCCUCUUGGAGCUGAGCAAAGCAUGUGAGACGGGCAGCCCUGCGCAGAAAUUCUUGUUUGACCUUGCACGUACACUCUGCUGUUCCUCUGGGGCACCUGAUAAAGAGGUAGAGGCCGCGGCCAAGGCCCUCGUACGCAGCAUUCGCCGACUGAAGCUGAAAUUUUAGUGGAAGCUGCUUUGCACCCACCAGGCGCCUUUCUUUACCAAAUUCAUCAUGUAUCCGUUGGUGGCAUUGAUGACACUGAGAAACACUGAACCAUAAGGUGCUAGUGCCUUACUGGGUGCUUUAUUGAUUGUUUGCAGCCUAUCAAUCGAGUUGCAUUUCAUGUUGAUUACUGCUAUAAAUCUGGUUUACUGUGUGUGACAACCUUCCGUUACCACAGGCCAGCUGAGUUGAUUCUCUUGUUGAUCAGUUGUUUUAAUUCCCUGAUCAUUGGUGUUCCUAUAGAUUAUUAGUGUGACUUUCCUACAUGCUUCGGCGCAUUACUAUUGGCUGAUUUUACGACCACAACAACGAUUGUGUCCACAAUUGAUGCAAUAGUGCCAUGU